Molecule: messenger RNA, 426 nt
Organism: Rodentolepis nana
Lineage: Eukaryota; Metazoa; Platyhelminthes; Cestoda; Cyclophyllidea; Hymenolepididae
Source: the annotation of a GenBank genome assembly
AUGAUGGCUUUCAAGUCAAUUGACGAAAAGACACAAGAAUUUCUUUAUGAGGAGUUUCCUGUUCGAAUUACAAAAACGGGUGAUGACCUGUAUGCUUCCUUUGUUCGAGAAACACAGUCGUCUCCUCUUGAAUUGGUUGCAUUAAGAAACGAUAUUAAAAUGGCUCUUAUACAGAGGGCUGCUAAGGAUUCUCCUAUCUGUAGUAUUCGCGAAGAAAUACUUUAUGGUCUUUGUAGUGAAUUACUUCGUCAGGUUAAAUCUCUAGAGGAAGAUAUUGAUAUUCUCAAGCAGAAGGUCAAGGCCUUACAGGAGUCUGCAGAGAAGAUGAAAAAGAAAUUUCAAGAGGAGAAAAUUGCUGCCGAAAAUAAGAGACAAAAUGAACUACGUUAUGAAAAUCAGCUCACAGAACAACUCAAGGUUAGAUAA